AUGAGCGAGGAAGAGGAGGGCGGAUAUCACCCUGCCGGACCUAUGGUUGUCACUAUUGCCUCUGACGGUAUGGAACCCCUUAACACAAAUGGAACGAACGAAAUUGUACCUCCAGAUAGCCCAAAGCGGGGAGAUCUUUUUUUAUUGAAUACCACGUUGGCAGUGGAUGGGGAAAUAGAUAUUCAAAGGACCCUCGUUGACGCAGGGACAAAGGAACCAUGUGAUGAGACUAGUGAUGCUACGGAUACUUUUAUUGUCCAGGCGGCAGCUGCUGAAGCGCAACAUACUCCUCCUCCUCCUCCUGAAAAUGGUGGAACAGAGGAAAAACAGCUAGUGAGUGAGCAAGAACCUCAAGAACAACAACAAUUAGAACAACCUGAACAGCACCAAGAACCUCAAGAACAACAACAACAGGAUGACCAGAAACAGGAACAACAGCAGCAGGAUGCGCAGCAACAAGAGCAGUUAGAACAGCAGCAGCAAGAACACCAACAAUCUGAACAGCAACAACCACAGAAGGAGCAGGAACUUAAUUCUUCCGCCCCACCUAUCGAAAAUCACAGGGAGGAGGUCUUGAAAGCCGAGGAGAGAUCUGGGGAGGACACGGAAAUGUCUUGUGAAAGGGAAACAGCCAAGCCAACAGAAGCGCAACAUGAUUCCCCAGAAGCCCAGAAAGCAGACAGCACAAGGAAUCCUGAUGUAGAAGACGAAGAGCCCAAAACGGACUUAUCGAAGAUGCCCGAGGAAUCAGGUGUUAGUGCCCAAUCGACUUCAAAUGUGAAGCCUAAAUCGAAGCGUACAAUGACUCUGCCAGCUGGAACACGCCUCACCCUGCCGUGGCAGAAGAAACAACAAUCAGCCGACACGACGGCAGACGAUCAGAAUCCGAAACAUCGAUCAAAGAGUCCCAAGCCCGACUCCUCCUCCGCCUCAUCUUCAGUCGGUCCACUCUCAGCGGUGAUGAGGAAUUUAAAGAAGGGAUUCAAGAUUAAGGUCGGAAGUGGGAAUAAGGGAGGCGAAGAACCAGCUCCAGGCAGGAUUCCCCAAAAAUCCGGACCACGACCAUCACCGAGGAUAGUUUCUAGUCUGAGCAUUACAAAUCAGGAACCGGUACAAGCUGAACCUCCUACCGAGCAGGAGUCUCCAGCUACGCGGAGGCGUAAACUGCUAGACGAGGUUGCCGACGACAUUCUCAGCGCUAUGCCCCCUUCACCAGCACCCUCAACGGAGUCGGUCAAGAACUCGGCUGAAGCCAGCUCACCCGUCUACGACAAUCUCCCCACUGAAAAUCACAAUGAAAAAGUCCAUGAGAUCCCCACGGAGGAGGAGGAGAUCUGCCCCUCGAUCGCAUCCAAACCGGUGCUUGAGAUCAUCGGACAGGCCGCCAAUGAGCAGAGGGCCCGAAAGCUGAUGGACAGUCUGGCAAACGAGGGAACCGGGAAAACCGCCGAAGAAUCGGAUGCUUCCGUUCCCAAGCCCCCUCGGCCACCGCCAGCUAGAAGUGGACAAUCUAGCCCUACAAAGUCUUCGCCACGUAAUCUCCCACCACCUCCUAGACCAAGUGCACCUCCACGGGUGCUUCAAAAGUCGUACACAAUGGUCGCGGACGGAUCUCGGUCUCCAGGUAACUCCGACAUCAUUGCUCCCACCGCGGCUUCGAAGCCAGUCUGUUCUGAGCCCGUCCAAAUGAAUGAGAACUACGAAAACUACACGACAAGUCUUGACCGCCGAAAAUUGUAUAGAAGUAAAGAAGAAACCAAAAUGGCAAAGAGGGAAACUCUCAGCAGACCCGCAACGAUGCAUGAGACAACAUUCACGGUGAAGCAUAAGGUCGCAGACCCCCUGCACCAAUCGUUUGACGAUGCUGCGGGCAGGCCGAGGGCAUGCCAGAAGGUGGUCUUCGAGAGACGGGAGACCAUCACGUUCCCCAAGCUGACGUUCGGCUCGAAGAAGAAGUCCACUCACCCGCCACCAGUCGCACGCCCUCAUUUGGCGAGCACACCAUCCACUGAGGGGCACCGCGCCAGUGCGCUCAAAUCCAUCGCUGCACCAGACGAUGUCUGCGUGAAAGAGACAGUAGGCAAUGUUCAAUGUGCCCUUCCACAGCCUGGCUCAGUGAUGACCUCCUCGAUUGGUACUCAAACAACUGUGGACAGACCAGAAGUACCGCUCACAAGUCUUCGUCGUGGAUUUAGUCCUGUCAAAGGCUCACCACCUGCAAGUCAGUCUUUCGACGCUGAAUUUGAGCUGCCGUACUUGGGCAAGCGGUUGGUGGAGAAAGUCGGCACCGAAGGUGGCCGGUCGUCGCUGAAUGCCUUUCGCAGUGGCCACAGUGUGUGGUCGCAGGAAGCUGACCAGAGCGUUGCGGAGGAGACCGCCUCAGAACAUCUGGUCAAUCGGUGUCUGCAGGAGUACAUGGCGGUCUGUAUCCGCCUCCGGUCAGCUGAUCUCCAGGGCGAAUUUGCCGCAUUUCACUGGCAUUACGGUGAUGUUGGUGAGGCUAAAUGCUUCAAACACGGCGCUCCGAUUGGUUGGCCCUCCAUCGAGGUUUACUACGAUCCCCUGCGACUGACUGACUUUGUGAAACUGGCAAGUAGCGACAAUGUAUUCCUCUUUUUAUCACAGCCACAAGUCCAGUACAGCGUGGGACACGUGGUUUAUCCGGAGCGCACCGUGGAUGCCAUGCUCGCCACUUGGAUUGACAUCGGUCGCACACACGCACCCUCAACACCCCAUUGCCCAGUAACUCCUACUGCGGAAGAAACCGUGUUUCAUCCUGCGGUCGCGAUACUGCGACUCUCAGAUAUUCUGCACGACAUCAACACAGCAGAAGAACUUCCGCCUGGCAUUCGUUCGAGUGUAACAUUGGCAGUGCUCCUCUCGGUUGACCAGUGCUCCGCUGAUCUUCAGAAUGCCGAAGACAACGUCUACCUCAACCUCGAUCCCUCAGACAUCCUCCUGCUUUGCUCUCCCGCUAAUUGUCUAGUUCUUUUCCGUGUUAUUACUGCAGAAAGCGAGAAUGAGGAAAAGAUCAAAAGUCUCCUACAGCAGCUCAACCCAGAGCACGCAGGUUCCUUAACGGAAGCUAUAAACGCUGGCAUAGAGGACCUCUCGGUGUUGGCUUAUUCGAGGUUGUCAGUUUCUGCAAUGUUUCAAGCAAUUGCCCCACCCGACUGGGUAAUGCAGGCAGUCGCGCGCACAGCCCGCGGCAAGGGGGUUACCGCGCCUCCCCUGGAGGUGACAGACUAA
Messenger RNA from Mesocestoides corti, 3249 nucleotides. The record is from the annotation of a GenBank genome assembly. Lineage: Eukaryota; Metazoa; Platyhelminthes; Cestoda; Cyclophyllidea; Mesocestoididae.